CGCAUUGUGGGUAAUCUAUGAAUGAACUGUUUAGCGGUAAAUAAUCCACAUUUUGGUAUUCAAUUAUUAUAUUCCAAUAUCGUACAACUAUUUCUUUUAUUUUAUAUUUCUUUUAGUUAUUUAAGAUUUAUUUUAAGAAGCGACUGAUUUUUUUCAUAGUGUUUGUACAAGUCUUUAGAGUUUUCUAUUUCUUGUUUCAUUUCAUUUACGAGCUGUAUAGCCAUUUGACAGCCUUCAUUCUGGCGCUGGCUUAUAAAAAUUAUGUUUGUUGUGAUCUCAGAAUUAUUAUACUAUUACGAUAAUGAUCAUAUAGUAGUAAAAUUUAUUUACCAAUUAGAAGGAAUAGAUAAUCACAAACAUUGAUCAAAAGUCCCAAAAUGGUACCUCUUGCACCAACAUCAGCUCAUGGGCAAGGAUUAAGUAAUCAACCAAUCGGAAUGGCAACCGCACAAAGAACUUCGAGCUCUAAUGUGAAACCAAAUUACACUUUGAAAUUCACCCUUGCUGGACAUACAAAAGCAGUAUCUUCAGUGAAGUUCAGUCCUAAUGGAGAAUGGCUGGCCAGCUCUUCUGCUGAUAAACUGAUAAAGAUUUGGGGAGCUUAUGAUGGAAAGUUUGAAAAGACCAUAUCUGGACACAAAUUAGGAAUAUCGGAUGUGGCUUGGUCGAGUGAUAGUCGACUGCUGGUCAGUGCUUCAGACGACAAAACUUUGAAAAUUUGGGAAUUGAGUUCUGGAAAAUGUGUGAAGACGUUGAAAGGACACAGCAACUAUGUGUUUUGCUGCAACUUCAAUCCUCAGUCGAAUUUGAUUGUUUCUGGCUCUUUUGAUGAGAGCGUGAGAAUAUGGGACGUAAGAACAGGAAAGUGCAUCAAAACACUUCCGGCGCAUUCGGAUCCAGUCAGCGCAGUUCAUUUCAAUAGAGACGGAUCUCUCAUUGUUUCUAGCAGCUACGAUGGUCUAUGCCGGAUAUGGGACACAACACCUGGCCAGUGUUUGAAAACAUUAAUUGAUGAUGACAAUCCUCCUGUCUCAUUCGUGAAAUUCUCACCGAACGGAAAGUACAUAUUAGCCGCAACACUCGAUAACACAUUGAAACUGUGGGAUUACAGUAAAGGAAAGUGCUUGAAAACGUACACGGGUCAUCGAAAUGAAAAAUACUGCAUAUUUGCCAAUUUCUCAGUGACAGGAGGAAAAUGGAUUGUCUCUGGAUCUGAAGACCAUCUUGUGUAUAUAUGGAAUCUCCAAACAAAAGAAAUAGUACAAAAAUUGCAUGGACAUACAGAUGUUGUAUUGUGCACUACUUGUCAUCCUACCGAAAAUAUAAUUGCAUCGGCAGCCCUAGAAUCAGACAAAACAAUUAAACUGUGGAAAAGUGACACAUAGGCCCAACUCUAAAUAAUAUUAUGCUAUCAAUGAUGAUCUUAUUUCUUCCAUUGAGCAAGUUGAUUGACAAAAGUAUUUUUGUCCAAACUAUAAUACUUCUAAGUUUUUAUGUAAAUGUUGUGUGAAUGAAAGUAUCAAUUUAAUAGUGCCAAUAAAAACCAUUUAUCAAAUAA
Molecule: messenger RNA, 1558 nt
Organism: Nilaparvata lugens (brown planthopper)
Lineage: Eukaryota; Metazoa; Arthropoda; Insecta; Hemiptera; Delphacidae
Gene: wds
Product: WD repeat-containing protein 5
Exons: 9
Coding region: 378-1385 (335 amino acids)
Molecular function (GO): protein binding
Source: RefSeq, a predicted model, not a curated record